Colletotrichum orchidophilum is the source of this 3843-nucleotide messenger RNA. RefSeq lists its product as uncharacterized. Bases 1 to 3843 code for a protein of 1280 amino acids. NCBI's taxonomy places the organism in Eukaryota, Fungi, Ascomycota, Sordariomycetes, Glomerellales, Glomerellaceae. The record is from RefSeq and is a predicted model, not a curated record. The transcript has 2 exons.
AUGGAGUCCUCUAACGAGAUGGGGUGGGGAGAACAGAGGACAAGCCGGCCAAUGCAUGCGAUUCCUCGAAAACCUGUCAAGUCGACGAACUUCAGAUACGAUGUCAUCAAUAACUCGGAUGAACCCAGAGGUGCUGUCUCAAUCGACGAUAUCUGGAGGCCACGUGAAGAAGGGAAUGCCGGGUCCGACUUUGACAGCGGCGUAAACGCUACCAAAACCUCGUCAGAAUCACAGACAAGCCCCCACGACGAAGGUGAACAUGUCCGUGAUAGCUUGCUGAAGAGCACGACGACCGUUGCCGCUGGUGAUGAGAGCGACAAAAAGGAUUCCGUGGAUCGGACGGCUACAUGGCGUCCAACUUGGCUGCGUCCGCUUGUGCUAGUUUGGUUCGCGAGCCUCUUCCUCUUCCUCUCGAUGGCUCUAGCUGUGAUGCUGUGGUACUCACAAACAAACCGUGGGCUUUUCGAAACUCGUCAGAGCAUUCUGCACACCUAUUUGUGGCGAUUUGGACCGACCGCACUUCUUACAAUCUUGGCAAUUUUCUGGGCCAGAGUCGAGGUGCAAGCCAUGAUGUACAUGCCGUGGAUCGCUCUACGCUCGAACCCCAAUCUCAGAGAAAGUGAUGUAGUCCUCGAUUACACGUCAAUGUUUUCACCCCUCGUUCUUACCCGCUCGUUCCGUCACAAGCAUUAUUUUGUUCUUCUAGUAGCUUUGGUUUCCGUUAUUCUCAAGGCUCAGAUCGUCCUUGCUCCUAGUUUAUACAGCCUCGCAACUAUCAAAGUCGCGCAGACUGUCGACAUCCUCUUUCAGGACUCUUUUGAACUGGAGUUGACACCCGAAUCCGAGUACGGAGCCGACACGAGCGCCUACUACAUGGCCCGCGCACAACACGACUUCGACAUGGUUUAUCCCUACGGAGUCGCGGAAGAUGUUGCCUACCAAACCUUCACUGUCGGGAGUCAUCCUGGUCGAGGAACUGUCAACAACCCAGUUACGGCCACUGUAGAUGGAUUUUUCGCAGAAAUCCAAUGCGUCAAACUAGUCCACUACUCAAUCCUUGAGCAGAGAAAUAGCACUUCACAGCCGAGUUUAACCAUCGUAGUCACUGUCGAGCUUCGAUUCGAUGGGUGCGAACAACCAUUCAUCAUCACAAGCCCGAGUAUUUCACGGCCCGAUAGAGGGAAGAACACUACUUUCUGGCUUCUACAGCCAGACUCGAAAGUCAGCCAGGCCUGUUCGGGGUUGCCGCAACGAGUGCCGUCUUUCUUAUACUUCACUGCCAUGUUCGAACCGCAGGAGAAGAACUUGACUCUGGUUGAGUUUCGCACAGCGGCCGCUGUGAUUUGCGAGCCGCAUGCUUGGGUGUCAAAGGUUCAGGUUACGGACGAUGGAGCAAAACCAACCGUGACAAUACUUUCCGACGAACGGCGGACUUUGGUUACAGCAAACUUUUGGACAAUGCUUAAUAGUUCGAUCCCGUCAAGCCUUGGUCGCUGGAAUUCUGGUGGAGCACAAUGGCUCGAUGGCCCAGUAAGGGCUGACCUUCUGUUCAGGAGCCAGAGCCUCGAUGUCGGCCUUCCAAACGUUUUCACCAACGAAAUAUUGCAAGAGUCGGUCCAAAAUCUAACACGACGUCUUGCACCCUUCAUCGGAAACUACCGCCUUCGACGAAAUGACGCUGUCCAAGGAAGUGGCACAUCGCUGCAAAGUGUCGGCCGGCUUACCAUUAACCCCAAAAUCUGCCUAUCAAUGAUUGCGCUUUUCAUUGUCAACACCGGUAUCGCUGUGUUCGUGCUCUGGCAUUAUCACCAGCACACCUCGGUUUGGCAUCGGGAUCCAGCAACGCACCUCGGGAAUUUAAUAUUUCUCCGCGAUCACCCAGAUGUUGCAAGCCGAACUACGGAAAUCAAGGACGCGUCUGAAACUUGGAAGCACCAUACUUUCACACCUUUAGUAUUGAAGAUGACAUCACGCGGGUCGUUCUGCCUCUUCACCAUACUGCUGGCAAGCAGUCUUAUACUCACCCUCCGAGUCUCCGAGACAUCAGAUGGACUCGCAACCAUUGACAAUGAAGGUUAUUUACACCUAAUGUGGACUUCCUUCCCAGCCAUCAUAGCGCUUGGAGUGUCCCUCUACAUCAGCUCUUGCGAUUGGGCAUACCGAGAUCUCGCGACUCUCUACCGCCUCUCCAGGGCCACAUGUAAUUCUCAUGAGCUCGAUCGCUCUCUGUUGGACAUGCUGGGUCUACGCGCGCUGUACUACUCUUUUCGAUAUCGCCUCUGGUCUGUCACGUUCUCUCAAAGUCUCGCCUUCGUGUGCGGACUACUCACCUCCCUUGUCUCCAUCAUCUUCACGGUCGAGGUUAUACCGGGGUCGACGUCAACCCACUUCCAACAAAAGACCUGGUUUCAACCGCGAGUGAACGGCAGUUAUGACGAAGCCUACGGUAUUAAGCAGACAAUGAUCAGUAGUCUCUGGAUCCGACGGGAAGAAGCCAACUUGACGUACCCGGACAACACAUUUGACGAUCUUGCGUUUCAUGCUGUCGAGAGCAUUGAUGACCUUGACCCGUCAAAAAACCUUUCAGUUACAAUCACAACACCAGCGGCAAAGGUUGAGCCUCAGUGCAUCGAAAUGACCGAGGACAAGUAUACAAUCACCUAUAGAAACUACACUGAAGAUGGCAAAACAUGGUACUACGCCAACAUCAACGAGAAGUUCAUGUGCCCUGGCGGUGUCAAAUAUGUGAAUUUUACAAAGGAAUUCCCCAUUGGCCAGGCCAAUCUGUGGAACCGAUCGUACAUCGCCGGAAAAAUGGACACGACAACGGAUCCGAAAACCAUCGACUUUCCCUGUAAGCUCAAUAACACGUCACCGACGAAUUUUACGACGACGACACAGAAGACCUACGCUUGGGGAGCAUUCGAGGUGGAAAAGGGAACGCUUUCCUUUUUUACUGUUUGGAGGUGCAACUAUUCUUGGUAUGAGAUAGAUACGGAAGUCAACCUCGUCUUCGCCGACGGCCGUCUUGUCAUCGACAUGGAGAAGCCCCCACAACCGGACAUGUCGUCCAUGAGGCUAUUGGACCCCCCACUUGAUUUGCCCCCAUAUGAGGCCACGUCCACCCGCUUCGGUAACGGGGAGCUCUACCCAGAAAUAUCACUCCCCUCAGGGCCGGGACUCGGGGUGCAGGAGUACUUCACACCACUGGUCAAACCGUAUGGAACACUCGAUCUCGCAGCAUUCGGGGAUCGGGGGCAGCGGACAGACGUACUCCGACACAUUCAUCACAACUACGCCUUUAGCGCAGCACAGCUCGCCAACACCGAGAACCGCAGGACCAUCAGUGCUGAUAGCGGUCCCAUGCCGCCGCCGGUUUUGGAAGCAACGCUGUACGACAACGGUCGUCGUCGAUUAGUCCAGAAUCCGAACGUCACUUACGCCGUGGUAGGUAUCUUGGGGGCCGUGAUUCUCUUCAACAUCUGGGCGCUGGCCUCAGCCUUCAUUCAGCGCCGCGGCGGGGAUGGCCGGCUACUGGACAUGGAUGUGAGGGGUCUGGCGCCUGAUGGGAUCCACAGCAUCGCCUCGGUGGUAGGCUUGCUGCGGGAAUCGAACGCGGCGGCACAUCUGCCACCCAGCCCCGAAAUGCUGUCCUCAGAUGAGUUACACGGGCAGAUGGCCGGCUUGAGCUUUCGGCUGGGAUGGUUCCGGAGGGAGCGGGAUCAGACGAGGCACUUCACGAUAGGUGUGAUGGGCGAUGGUGACUUUAAUUUUAUGGGAGUGAGAAGAAGUGUAAAGAAAACGUUGGAGGCGACUUCCAGUCAGGAAAGCGUCAUGACUUGA